UAGGAAUAGGCCUGAGAUGUUGAUGAAGAGAGAGAGAGAGAUUGGGUUUGAAGCUUUAGCCAACGAAAGAGAGAGGGAUUUGAAAGUUAGGUUUUUUUUCUUCCCCUUAGCGAUUAAGAGAGAGAGAGAUUUGGGGGUUAGGGUUCUUCUGUUAGAUUAAGAGAUUAAGAGAUUGGGGGAUUGGAGUUCUUCUGGUGGCUGCUAUUGAGAGAGAGAAAGAGAUUUGGGGUUCUUCUGUUAGGUGGUGAUUAAGAUAGAAAGAGAUGGCGGCAAGAGCGAUCGCGAAAAAGAUUUAUGUGAAUCCUCAAGCAUUAUCGAUGAUUCGUCGUGUUUUUCUAUCCCCUGGAAUAGAUAGAACACGGUCUUGCUCUGAAAUGGUUAAAGCAACUGUUAAAACUUCGUCUGCAGAAGAUGAAUCCAAAACAAUAAAAGAUAAUGUUAAUAAGGUAAAAGCAGUGGUUUAUGAUGAUGUGUGGAAAAAAAAAAUUGUUGAAGAGAUUGAGGAAACUGGUUUGAAAUUGCUCCAACUGCUCCGAAAGUUACGUGAUGAAGAAGAUGAGAUGUUUAUUGACUCAAACGAUAAAGUGGUUAAUUAUAUGAAACCCAUAUAUAAGCUGUGGAGUAAAAAGAUUGAAGAGGAGGAGCGGAAACUUCUACAAGAGGGAUGGACACAUUUGAGAGAUUCAUUACUUGGUACACCAGGAUUGGAAACAUGUCAUAUUCGAUCACUAUUAUCUAUCCAGCACCACAUUGGGUCAGGAGGAGAAGAAAUUGUUAAAUUUGCAACUGCUUCGCCUCACACAGGGUUAAUUGAUGUUAGGAGAUUAGCAUUACAACGUCCAGGUCCGUAUGGAUUACCAAGACAAGUAGUCGUGGGUGUGGUAUGUAUUACCACCAAUGAUGCAUUUCUCUUGUAUAAUCCUACCACUGGUGCUGCAUCACCUUGGAUUGAAACUACCACCACUCGGAAAGGAAAAGCUAGGCGCCAAGUUGAGUCCAUCGCUUUAGGAUUUGAUCACCAAUUUGUGGGAAGUCGUCAUAAAGUCAUAUGCAUAUCAAGAUAUGUGAAGAAAAGAUCUGCUCCUCCUGAUCCAAAAGAUGAUUUUCUGGUUGUGGAGGUUUUGACUGUUCGGGAUCGUAUAUGGGAUAUUGGUGAACAUGAAUGGAGAGAAUUGGAGUUUACCCCGCGUUCUUUCGUUGUGGGAGAUAAGUUUGUAUUUCUAGAUGGUCCUCUCUAUAUGGAUGGUAGGAUAUAUUGGCAAUGUCGUUAUCAGAGAUUACAUGAAUCUAUUCUUGAAUUUGAUAUUGGAAGGGAACAGUUCAUUCAUAUUCCCAUUUCUAAAUUUGUAGUUCAAGAGUUCAUUGAUUCUUCAAAACACAUGUGGUCAAUGCUGAUGGAAGUCGAUGGGAAAGUAGCUAUAUUAAAGAGUACAUCAGAUGAGGAAACUUCUUCGUUAUGGAUAUGUUAUCAUUCACCAUGUGGCGAAGUCAAAUGGUCGAAAGAGAAGAUCCCAGUACCUUAUGCUUAUGUUGUAUCUCCAGGUUUUUCCAUUGAAGCUCUUAGAAGGAAAGAUCUCAUCUUCAUACGCUCACGUCGUCGUAUUUCCUACUAUAAUCGAAAGACAAAGGUAUCACUGUCCCUAAAGAUUCCGCCUUCGCCCAUCCAUGACCACUUUGAUUGCGGAAGGAUGACACAAUUCUAGGUUUCACUCCAAGCUGUUGUCAAUCUGCUCUGCUGGAUAAAUGAGGUCUUUCCUUUAUUUUCAAUUUUUACUCUGAGUUAUCUAGUCAUUCAGGUUCGAUUCUGUCGUAAUAAAUGUUAAUUUAUGAUCAACUUUUACUUUGGAUUUUAGAUUUGGGAUUAUAAAAUUUUACAUGAUAGAUGGAUAUUGGUUUGCAUUUCUCUACAUGAUAACGAUUGAAUGUUUAGGAAGUAAUUACAAGAGCUCUCUUUGUUGGGUUGUGAUUCCUUACAUACCUGUAGGUAACGUAGUUUUUCAUUUAAACCGAUUUAUAUAUUUUUGACAUUUCCUAGAGUUGAUAUUUUGGCUCAUGCAUUGAUGCUAAAAGGAGCCCUGAAUAUGGUGAUGUUACCGGCCAUGGAUGAUUCAAUUAGAGCAUUGUGUAAGAUGGCAAAGAACAAUGUCCUAUGCUUUCUCUUACUGUUCAUGUGAACCGCAAUGUAAACCAUGUAUAGUUAUUCAUAUAUCACUCUUCUGCUUAUUGUGGAACUGCUGGGGCUUUCACUUUGAUUCGUUUUGUUAUUUGUUCUUCUCGUAGCCAGCUACACCUACCACUUUGGGAAAAGAAAUGACAAUUUUUGCUGCUAGAUUAAGCCAACAAAGACAUCAUCUAUCCAAAAUUGCUUUCUGGGAAAGUUUGCUGGUGCUACUGGAAAUUACAACGCUCAUCUUGUCGCAUACCCCGAGCUAAUCUGGGCUCGAGUUGCUGAGGAGUUUGUAACAGCUCUAGGAUUAAGUUUUAACCCCUUUGUCACUCUGGUGAGGUUGGAUUUCGAGAACAGUAAGGGUAACCAUGGACUGGCCAAUGAUGGACUAUCUCACCUGAGCACAGAUUUGCCUAUUUCACGCUGGCAGGUGAUGCCAAGAUAUGGUGUUCCUGAGCCCUAUGAGAAGCCGAAGGAACUAACUAGAGGCAAAGGGAUCUCUAAAGCUAGUAUCAGAGAAUUCAUUUUAGGUUUGGAGAUACCCGCAGACGCAAAAGCUAAUCUUUUGGAACUUACACCUCACGCCUACAUAGGCCAAGCGACCAAUUUAGCCAAGGAUGUAAUCAGUUUGUUGACGUAGUGAAUGGUGUUCAUGCCUUGUACUUAAUUACAGUUUUGCUCUAAUUUUGAGACAUUGCCAAAUGUAUAUAAGCAUGAGAGAUGAGCAAGACCUAAUAUUAUCCUCAAA
Messenger RNA from Papaver somniferum (opium poppy), 2915 nucleotides. RefSeq lists its product as uncharacterized. Lineage: Eukaryota; Viridiplantae; Streptophyta; Magnoliopsida; Ranunculales; Papaveraceae. The record is from RefSeq and is a predicted model, not a curated record. The transcript is spliced from 2 exons. Bases 264 to 1703 code for a protein of 479 amino acids.